Messenger RNA from Dictyostelium purpureum, 1833 nucleotides. RefSeq lists its product as uncharacterized. Lineage: Eukaryota; Evosea; Eumycetozoa; Dictyosteliales; Dictyosteliaceae. The coding region runs from base 1 to 1833 and encodes 610 amino acids. The record is from RefSeq and is a predicted model, not a curated record. The transcript is spliced from 4 exons.
AUGACAGAGCUAAUAACUAAACCUUUAAGGGUAAAAACCAACUAUAUUAUUUUAUGUAACAAUCCAAGUUCAAAAAGUAAUUUUGAUAUGUGUGUACAAUAUAUAAAUGGAAUUGUAAACAUAUUAUCUAAACAUGAAAAAAUAAUGGUUAUUGGUUAUUCAGAUACUGCAGAAAUAGUUUCCAAUUUCACAAAUGAUACUGAAAAGUUAUUAAGCGAAAUAAAAUUAAAAAAAGCAUUUGCCAAUAUAGACAGUACCAGAGAAAAUGUUGUAAUGAUAAUUGCUGAUAGCCCAUCAAAAGACCAUAAAGAAUCAAAAAAUCUAAUUUCAUCUAUGAUAUCUAGAGGUAUUAGAUUUUUUAAUAUUGGGGUUGGAUCAUUCACAAAAAUGAAAAUGGAUGAAAUUUUUGUUCAUCAAAGAAAUUAUUUUUUCCCAGAUUAUUUGCAAUUUACAGACAAUAUUAAAGCACUAGUACCAAGAACAAUACAUAAUCCAAUUGGAUUUUCAGUAACACCAACUAAAAAAUUAAUUCAAAAAUCAAGUAAAGAUUUUUCAAUAACCUUUUCAAUUUUUUCACCAAAAAAUGAAUCUUUUUUAUCUAAUCAAGUUGAAAUUGAAUUUGAUGAAAACGAAUAUUAUUUCGGAAAUCUGGUAACAAAUGAAGUACCAUUUAAUAGAGAUCCCUGUAAUUUAGAAGUUGUUUUAAGUGUCAAACCUAAUUUCGAUAUGAAACAAUUUCCAAGCUAUAUUAAGUUUCAUAUAAAAGUAAUUGAUAAAAUAUAUAACUAUAAAUUAUCAAGCUCAUUAAUUUGGUUAAGUGAAGAUUGUAUAACAGAUUUUCCAAUUAACAUUUUUGUUGAUGGGGUAAUAGGCCAUGGUAAAUCUAGUGUUCUAAAUUUACUUUUCAAUCUCUUUACCACUGGGGCAAUUGACUACGGAGUAUUUUUCAGUUCAAGACAUACUAGUCAUACUACAACAGGAAUUAGUUUUAAUUCAAUUCAUAAAAUUUUGGAAAUUAAAAAAAAAAUGGAUAAUCAUCCAAUAUAUGAAGAGCUUAUGAAAAAAAUUAAAAUAACUUUAGUUGACAAAGCAGGUAUCUCCUCUUCAAAUAAUUUAUUAAAUUAUUCUUUAGCGGUUGAAGGAAAGUAUCACCCUGACCAUGAUUUAAAAGAAAAAUGUUCAAUGGAAAAGUAUAUGGCCCAUGCAUUUAUUUUUGUUUGUUCAAUGAACAUCAAUACAAAUUUAAGUGAGUUGGAACAGCUUAAUAAAAAGUUACUAGAAUGCAUUAGUGUUAGAAUUCAACCCAUUUUGGUCGUUACUCAUAGUGAUCAUUAUCCUGAAGAAGUACAAUUAAAAAUAAAAAAAGAAAUAAUCGAGAAGCUACCUGUUGAAAGGAACAACAUCUUCUAUGUUGUUCCUUACUUAAAUGAAACCCCAAAAAGAAAGUCCACAAAAGAUUCAGUUGGUUGGAGUAUUUUAAAAAAAGCUGUAGAUGUUGCCAAACAAACUAUUAGAACCCAAAUGAUAGAAAACAAAAAAAAUUAUUCACCUACACCAGAACAAAAUGGCCAAGGUUCAUCUCCUGAUAGUGCAGCUAAUGAAAAACUUCAAAUCCCUUUAGUUGUAUCUGUUUAUAGAGGGGAUAUCGUUGAAAAAUUCAGAGUUUCACCCAAAACCAACAUUUCAGAUUUUUAUGAUACUGUUGAAAAAAAAUUUAAUAUCACAUCAAAAUUCUCUAUAUUAGAUUCUGAACAAUGUUGUAUUGAUGAUCACUCAACAAUGGGUCAAAUAUUUUUUGAAAAUCAAAUUGAUCUUUAUUUAAAAGAAUAUUGA